CUGCGAUGCUCUCAGCACCAAGCAUCUGAUGGUGAAAACCCGUCCACUGUCGCAGGCAACUCGAUCAACAAAGACUAAAGCUCGAGCCUAUGCUGAAUUCCUGCAGCCGGCCAAAGAACGCCCAGAGACAUCAGCUACCCUGGCCAGGAGGCUGGUGGCAGGAGCCCUUGGGAUGCGGAGCAAACAGAGCAAAGAAGAACGGGAAGCGGAGCGCAAGCAGUUGCAAGCAGCCCGAGAGCGGAAGCGCCUGGAGGCCAAGCAGAGGGAAGAUGCCUGGGAAGGCCGUGAGUGAGCCAGCAUCAUCACAGGAGCGGUGACCACAUUUAUUCAUUCAGAUGCUGACAGCAACGGGCAGACACUAUGCUUUGUGGCAUUUGGGAAUUUUGCCACUCCGUUUGGGCUGAGCAGCAAGAUAUCGGCCCGUUGUGACUGACCCUGAGUAGCCAAGGCUGCUAGAGUGGGAUGGCUAGUCCCAGAUAGCAUCCCUGCUGGGCUUAUCUGAGCCCCUGGAAGAGUGGGGUUGGAGAUUGGCUGUGUCUGAGCCAGAGGUGCCACCUGGGUAAUGAUGACUGAAGGCCUGGGUCAGCCACUGUUCCCUACCAGCAUGUGUGCCUUGGAAAUGUAACCCAAAUACCCAUGUACUGUCAUCUUUAGCAGUCAUGCAUCCAGUGCCUAUUUGUUGUUGCAGGCAACAAAACACCGUGCAAGGUGUUGUGCUUAGUAGGACUGAAUGAUGGCAGCUAUGAGGAACAAGCUCACUAAAGAUGGCCAGGUGGACACUGUUGAGUUUUGCUAUUAAAGUUUUUUCAGAGUU
Messenger RNA from Pogona vitticeps (central bearded dragon), 814 nucleotides. The record is from RefSeq and is a predicted model, not a curated record. Lineage: Eukaryota; Metazoa; Chordata; Lepidosauria; Squamata; Agamidae.